Lindgomyces ingoldianus is the source of this 1071-nucleotide messenger RNA. RefSeq lists its product as uncharacterized. The transcript is spliced from 10 exons. Bases 1 to 1071 code for a protein of 356 amino acids. Lineage: Eukaryota; Fungi; Ascomycota; Dothideomycetes; Pleosporales; Lindgomycetaceae. The record is from RefSeq and is a predicted model, not a curated record.
AUGGGAUAUUGCCAUCGCAAGCACUGUGAUUCUGCCGCAAAGUGCGAUCAUCAUAUUCAAGUCCAUAACCAAGUUACUGGCUUGAUAGGCCAUCAAGGCGAGAGAGAGUUCAUUGACUUGGGCACACUUGCUUCACGAAGGACUCUCGGAUUGUACAUCAGGAGGAUGUCUUAUGCAUGUAUUGCGUUAAUUUUCUUGUCCAAUACCCAGAUGAUCAGGGUAGGCUACACCUUCCACUCAGCCCUUGCCACAGUGGUCCAGCCAUUCAAACCCUCUCGCCCUCAAACUCUCCACCACCAACCCCACCUCCUCAAGCCAGAACCAUCUGGCGUGCUGCAUUCACCUCAAGGAAAGGAGAGCCGCUCAGGUUGCAACACUGAAGAGAGAAGUUACACUACAAUCUUUGCUAGCCAUUACAACUCUUCCAAAACCUCUCCCCUCGACCUCUCUAUCAACCACCACCUCCUUAAGCCUUAUCUGACAGGACGAUUCAUCCAAACCCCCUCUUUCUCGACCUCUCUACCACCUACUCGGCCUCCUCAACCACAACAUCCUGGGGUACAAUCGGCACAUCAUGUUCACACCCCUCAAAAUACCCAAAUCUCCUCUUACCCCCUCUCCUCUUCGCUCUCGAUCCAUUACCCUCUCCCCAACCAGCUUCUUGUCCGCCAACAAUCUGCCAGAUCACAGGCUAUCCUCCCAUUCUACGGUGGGGUUGGUGCGACCGAUUGCAGCGAGGUCGACAUGCCAUUCUGUCACGAAGGCAUAACUCUUACACAGCGUGCCAGCACCCGUGAACAAGAAACCACUGGCUAUGGUGGCACCGGCCUUGGUGACCCGGACACUUGCCGCUGUGGUUGCUUGUUAAGUUCCACUAGUUUUGUUUUGAGUAGUCGGGGUACACUAAGACAUCAGAUUGACCUGAUCGAAACUACAAUGCAAUGUCAAGAUGGAGACAGUGAACACUAUCUCUUCGCCAAAUGUGAGUGCCUCAUACGAGUUACGAUGUGCCAUGAAGAUCCCUCUGGUUGUAGCUGUCGAUUCAUUAUCAAGGACGAGGCUGGCCGAUAG